Asparagus officinalis (garden asparagus) is the source of this 1444-nucleotide messenger RNA. Its product is annotated as protein trichome birefringence-like 11. The transcript is spliced from 4 exons. NCBI's taxonomy places the organism in Eukaryota, Viridiplantae, Streptophyta, Magnoliopsida, Asparagales, Asparagaceae. The record is from RefSeq and is a predicted model, not a curated record. The coding region runs from base 112 to 1263 and encodes 383 amino acids. Gene Ontology annotation, cellular component: Golgi apparatus. Gene Ontology annotation, molecular function: O-acetyltransferase activity.
GCAGCUGCGGUUUUCCUGCUGCUGCUGCUCGCUUGCUACUUGCUCGCCGGAGGUGCUAGGGUCCCGGAGGCUGUCUCCGGCGGAGGCGGAGGGUGGAGGAUUGGGCUGGGGAUGGCGAGGGUUAGGAGUGGCAAUUUUAGCAGUUAUGAGCUUGGUGGAGAUUGCGAUUUGUUUGAAGGUGAGUGGGUUUGGGAUGAGAAUUAUCCUUUGUACGAUUCUAGGGAUUGUGAGUUCUUGGAUGAGGGCUUUCGAUGCUCGGAGAACGGGAGGCCUGAUCGGUUGUAUACCAAGUGGAGGUGGCAGCCGGCGGGGUGUGAUCUACCAAGGUUCGAUGCGAAGAAAAUGCUUGAGAAACUAAGGAACCGGCGGUUGGUUUUUGUAGGAGACUCCAUUGGCCGGAACCAAUGGGAGUCUCUCCUCUGCAUGCUUUCCUUGGGUGUUGCUAACAAGAGUUCAGUGUAUGAAGUGAAUGGAAGCCCGAUAACAAAGCACAAUGGAUUCUUGGUUUUCAUGUUUAAGGACUAUAACUGCACAAUUGAGUAUUAUCGGAGCCCGUUCCUUGUGGCUCAGGGUCGGGCCCCACCUGGAUUACCUGAAAAAGUAAAGACCGUGCUCAUAUUGGAUUCCGUUGAUUGGAUGUCCUACAAAGCGAGAUGGCGGGAUGCUCAUGUGCUUAUAUUCAAUACUGGUCACUGGUGGAACUAUGAGAAAACUAUCAGAGGAGGAUGUUAUUUUCAAGAGGGAAAUGAGGUGAAGAUGGAAAUGAGCGUGGGAAGUGCAUAUCAUAGAUCUAUCAUGACAUUGUUUGAUUGGAUCAACAAGGAAGUUGAUAAAAGUAGAACUCAGGUCAUCUUUCGUACAUAUGCUCCUGUCCAUUUCAGGGGUGGAGACUGGAGAACUGGAGGUAGCUGUCACUUAGAGACUCUCCCGGAUUUAGGUUCAUCACAACCCUCGUCAAAGGAUUCGAAGUACUAUGCCCAUUUUCUGAAACCAUUCAAAAACACUACAUACUCUAUCAACUCUCCAGCAUUAGACAUCGAAAUCCUUAAUGUGACUCAAAUGUCAGCUCAAAGAAAGGAUGGACAUCAGUCUGUAUACUACCUCGGCCCAUCGGGCCCCGCUGCACUUCACAAGCAAGAUUGCAGUCACUGGUGCUUGCCAGGUGUCCCUGAUAUCUGGAACGAGCUUUUAUAUGCACUAUUAUUAAGAUCGGAACAAAGAAGAAGUUUGAGAGUCCAUAGAAAUGAACCUGAACAGAGGUGACAUAUUGUAUGUAGUUCCGAUGUUGUCAUAUUCUGGCACAAAAUGCCUGGUUCUGUAUGUCAUGAGCAGAAAGCAAAAUGCAGAAGUUGGUUUACCCGUGUAAAUAUACAGUUGGAAUCUGUAUGUCCCGACGAUGAGGUAUAUAUGAAAUUGAAAUUGUAACGGUACAACCGUACACGUA